AUGUCUUCUUCCCACGAAGAUAUCGAGAAACCCUCUACUGCACAUGUCUCUCCAAAACUCCAUGCGCAGGAUCUUGAUCUUGAUCGCUUGGGGGAGACAGAAGGUUAUGUCCUCUCUGCCAACACCUUCCACCUAGAAGACCAAGCCGAAGCAAACCUCAAGCUCGCUCAGGAUGGUAAAACAAUACUCAUCCCACACCCUAGUGAUGACCCAACUGAUCCUCUGAGUUGGAGCCAGGUCAAGAAGCAUGUCAUCCUCCUUGUAGCUUCGGCCUGUGCCUUUCUUCCACGAACAUGCCCACAAAAUCAACAGCUGGACCUUCUUUUGCGUGCUCUCCCCUUAUUUCGGUCCACUGUUGGCAGCCUUCAUCACCUCCACCCAGAAAUGGCAGUGGGCCUUCGAUGUCUACACGAUCGAAACCGACCUAUGUUUCCUGGCGGUCAUCUUCUUUGGAGAGGAGACAUACUAUAA
Monascus purpureus is the source of this 471-nucleotide messenger RNA. The record is from the annotation of a GenBank genome assembly. NCBI's taxonomy places the organism in Eukaryota, Fungi, Ascomycota, Eurotiomycetes, Eurotiales, Aspergillaceae.